GUGCCCGCGCUCGAGGACUUCAAGGUUGUGCGCGUGCUCGGCGAGGGUGGCUUCGGGCAGGUAAUUGAAGUGAUCAAGCGCGACUGCGGUGUGCACUACGCGCUCAAGGUGAUGCGGAAGGAGAUGCUGAAGGAGUGCCUCGGCUCCUCGUGGCGCAAGAAGAUCGCGCUCGAGCAGUCCAUCCUCGCGACGCUGCAGCACCCGUUCCUGGUCAACCUCAAGUACGCGUUCCAGAACCCGGAGUUCCUGCUCCUCGUGAUGGACCUCGUGCCGCAGGGCGACCUCUCCGAGUUUGUGCUCACCAAGCGCCGGCUGACACCGCCGCAGGUCAAGUGGGCCAUAAUGGAGACGGUCGAGGUGAUGGGCUACAUCCACGGUCAGUCCAUUCUCUACCGCGACCUCAAGCCCGAGAAUCUGCUGGGCCACGUGCGGCUCAUCGACAUGGGCCUAGCCGCGAGAGUGACAGAGGCGGCGCCGAAGCGGCGCUCGCGUGUCGGCACCGACUGCUACAUGGCGCCCGAGGUGCGCUGGGCGGCGCGGCGGAGGAAGCCGUAUGGCAAGUCGGCCGACUGGUACACGAUCGGCGUGCUGACGUACGAGUUCACGCAGGGGGAUCUCCCCUUCUCGGCGCUCGACUCGCCCGCGCCUGUGUAUCGUGGUGGCAAGUUUCCCUCGCCAGCGUGCAAGGACUUUUGCGAGGCUCUCCUCGUGCAGGACGAGGACAAGCGGCUGGGCUCAAGCGAGGACGGGCUCGCUGACGUCAAAGGGCAUCCGUACUUUGAGGGCAUCGACUGGGACAUUGUCUCCGCGUGCAAGCUCCUCUCCCCCAUGAAG
This is a messenger RNA of Emiliania huxleyi CCMP1516, 834 nucleotides long. RefSeq lists its product as hypothetical. NCBI's taxonomy places the organism in Eukaryota, Haptophyta, Isochrysidales, Noelaerhabdaceae. Gene Ontology annotation, molecular function: ATP binding; protein serine/threonine kinase activity. The record is from RefSeq and is a predicted model, not a curated record. Gene Ontology annotation, biological process: protein phosphorylation. The annotation marks the transcript as partial. The transcript has 2 exons.